This is a messenger RNA of Symbiodinium necroappetens, 291 nucleotides long. Lineage: Eukaryota; Dinophyceae; Suessiales; Symbiodiniaceae. The record is from the annotation of a GenBank genome assembly.
AUGGGCAACACUGGCCUCGACCUUCGUUUCGAUGACGACUGGGGCAUCCUGGUGCAGUCUGUGGAUCCACUUCCCGGCCAGCCCGGCCUGGCAGAGGGCGACUUCAUCGUGGCCAUCGAAGGAUGCUCGCUUCGACACCGUUCGCACGAAGAGUGCGAUGCAGUUUUCUCUGAGCGGCUCCAGCGGCCUGGCUUCUACUCGUCGGAUGACCUCUCAUGGCUAGGAAGUGCCGUGACCGUGAUGAGCAUCGGAAUGGCGAAGGGCUUUUCGAAGCAAGUCGGAAUCGCCUGA